This is a messenger RNA of Diachasmimorpha longicaudata, 2978 nucleotides long. Its product is annotated as SET and MYND domain-containing protein 4-like. Gene Ontology annotation, molecular function: histone deacetylase binding. The coding region runs from base 598 to 2640 and encodes 680 amino acids. Lineage: Eukaryota; Metazoa; Arthropoda; Insecta; Hymenoptera; Braconidae. The transcript has 6 exons. Gene Ontology annotation, cellular component: nucleus; cytoplasm. The record is from RefSeq and is a predicted model, not a curated record.
ACUGUAUUCUAACACGCGUGAGAUUCACAACUCAAGAUAAUACACACGUGGAUUUGACUACAGUAUUCUCUUCUAGGUCCACAAGAUAUUUUCCGUGAUAAUUGCACAAUCAAAUUGGACGUUUUCUAUAACUGAAGGAUAACAAACAGAUUAUUUCAUAUUAAUGAUCGUCGGAAGCAAUAGAACUUCGAAGAAUGGAAUCACAACUUUAAAUCAAAUAAAUUAAUCUCCAAAACAACUUAGAUUAAAAUUAAAACCUAUCAAUGUCUUUAAGAAAAAUUCAUCGAUGAAUAAAUAAACAACAAGUGCGAGCAAACCACUUAAGGCACUGAUCCGAAAUCCCCCCGGAUGGUUUGAGCUCCUGCCAAAUGAGAAUCAACUGCCUCCGUGAGAAGGAAAAAAUACAGACGAACAUAGAACGAACGCCGAAAACUAUUAUUGGACGUUAAUUAUGACGCUCUCCAAGGUAGUGGUGGGAAAAUAUUAUCUCGUAAAAUAGAUACAGAGACUCGUUGGAGAGGCACUGGAGCCUCCCGGAGGGAUGAAACAUGAGCUCCAAAGUGCGGAAGACUCCAACUUUCGUUCAUCAAUAAUGGAAUGUCGAGGGGGAAUUGUCAAUCAUUCGAAAAAUGCCUAGGUACCUUCGGACUAGCACCGACCAUUCGCGUGGAUAAUUUUAGUCGUCACCUCAGCAGAAAUCCUACCGUUUCCCGACGAAAUAAUCCCCAGACUAUCAAGAUGGAUUUAGCCAGAGAGUUGAUAUGCAUGAUGAAAUCCAAAUGUAAGUCUCACGUGGGAUAUGGUUUGCAAGCCGAGUGUGAGGGUCUAGUGGGUCAUAUUCUGGAGAACAUGGCGAAAUCACAGAUGCCAGUCCUCCGAAUAGAUAAGAAGAGCGACGAAACGUCCAUGAAAUAUCGAGAAGAAGGAAAUGAGUAUUUUGUCGCUGGAGACGAUGUAAAAGCGAUUGAGACCUACACAAAGAGUUUAGCAUACGCAAAAACCAAUGAACAGAUGGCAUAUGCCCACGCGAAUCGUUCGGCUGCCCUUUAUCGCAAGAAAAUGUACAAAGAAUGUAUUAUGGAUGUGAAGGAGGCUUUAGAACUCGAUUAUCCCGAGGAGAAGCGCAAGAGGCUGGAGGAGAGGGGACUGAAAGCUAUGGCAGAGCUCGCCAAGCUCCUGAAUAUAAAGUCAGAUGAAGCUGAUGAAGACAUUGAGAAUUGCCCAUUCACCCAGUUGGGCUCUUCCCAAAAGAGAAAAUUCCCUCUGAUAUCGGAAGGGGAGGCGGACGGUGUGUCCAAGAAGAGUCAGGAGAUUCAGUUACCCAAGGCGAUAGUAGAGCUUUCAGACCCCAAUUCUUCAGGGACGUUCGUGAAGCCCAGGUACCUCCAGCAUUCGGAAUACAUGUCCUUUCCUUACGGACCAAGUGCUGAGGCUCCAGCUAAUAGCGAUGGGAUUCAAAUUUCGUUCUCACAGAAAUAUGGGAGACAUUUAAUCGCGACCAAGGAGUUCAAGCCUGGGGACAUCCUCACGAUGGAAAGACCAUUUUCGUGGGUUAUUUACAGAGAUAAGUUCUAUACACACUGCCAUCACUGCCUGGAGAGAUGCUAUGCUCUGCUGCCUUGUCCAGAAUGUCCAAUCUCCCAGUACUGCUCGGACAUAUGCAGAACGAAGGAUUGGGAUUGGGCCCAUAAAAUUGAAUGUCCAGUUCUCUCAGGCCUCGUAAAUCUUCUCAAUGUCGAUGAGGAUAAGGUACGAAUGGUGAUGAAGAUUAUCCGGAUGUUGAUGCCUGCAACAUUGAAUGGAAAAAAAAUUGAAGAGUUGAGGAGGGAUAUGAAGAACGCCGAGAUGAAUUCAGAUGACAGAACAGCUGGAUUUACUGAUUCGACCAUUCUGGAUAGCUCGAGUCCACGAUCAGCUCUGAGUUUGGCAACUAACAUGAUGACAAGGCCUAUUAUUGGAAUAAGUGCGUUCGCCUGUGUUUCGGCACUGGCUGCUAUGCUCCUAGCUACUCAAACCGAAUUCUUUGGAAGGAAGCACAAGUGGAAUGAGCUGAGGGACAUCAACAAAUUCCCCGAUAUCAAGUUCUGUGGAAGCUUGAUGCUCAGGGCCUGUGUCAUCACUUCUUCCAACUGUUUUUCAAUUCAACCAGAGCCAGGAAUUAAAUCCGGCUCAGGGCUGUACGUGACUCACAGUUUGUACAACCACUCUUGCGCUCCAAAUACCUUCAGACACUUUGAGGGACUCACCAUGAUAACUCGUGCAAUGGAGCCCAUUCAUGCUGGCGAUCAGAUAUUCACUGGCUAUGGGGCUGAUUACUCCUACAUGGAAUUAGCCAAAAGAAAGGAGAAACUUAUGGAGGAGUAUUUUUUCGAUUGUCAAUGUCCAGCGUGCAUCAAUGAUUGGCCGACUUACGAUGAGAUUCUGAAAAAUCACGUUGGUUCCAUCACGAAGAACAAAAAUCUCGUCCAACGUCUGAAACCAUACAAACAGAGAUUACUCGCUAAUAAAUACGACAUAGAGGCUGUCAGGGAAGUGCUUUGCAUACUUCAUGGUGAUGUCAAUAUGCCAUGCGAGGAGAUCCUACAUGGGGUUCAGUACCUCAGAAGUUUCUACUUGGGUAAAUUAGAUAAAAGUCGUUAAUCAUCGCUUAUUCGCUUUUCUCCUCGGCUACUGAUCCUCUUUUAACCCAGGCUCUCCGCUUUUCGCUUUCGUCUGCGUGAAUUUCAAUAGAUAUUUCAACGUUUUAUUGUGAUUUCUAGAUCCUUAGGACCGUGAGGAGAUUCUUCGUUCGUGGACCAUGGGUUCUUUUUUCUUUCUUCGAUUCAUGUAUUAUGCAAAUGUUACAAGUACCGUGACUAACUAAGUUACAUUGUACACAUUAAAGGUAGAAGAAAUUGUAUCUGAGUAGUGGGCAGCGACGCAGAAUAUUUUAUAAUAUUUUGGUGGUGAUUCGACACAUAAACAUUGAUACGUCAUGA